Bursaphelenchus okinawaensis is the source of this 3339-nucleotide messenger RNA. The record is from the annotation of a GenBank genome assembly. Lineage: Eukaryota; Metazoa; Nematoda; Chromadorea; Rhabditida; Aphelenchoididae.
AUGAUACGGCAGGGUACAAAGUAUGUUUUCUGAUACUAUUUUGAGUAUGAUACUAAAUAUUAGGUUAGAUCUUAAAAUUUUUUAUAAUUAUUUAUUUUAUGAUAAAAGGUAUAGGUAAGGAUGGGGAUAUGGGUAGGGGUAUAGGUAUAAAUAUGAAUAUAGGUGUGGAUAUGGAUAUUAUAAUGCUUAAAAAGAACCAAAUCACUUUUGAGUUAAAGCGUAUCAUAUUCAAAGUACUUUCAGCAUUCAUACUGCAUUGAUUUAGCAGAAAAUUAUUAACACAAAAAAAUUUGAUUAAAAAAAACAAAACUAAAAUAUCCAGACCGUAGGAUGCCCGCAGGGCAUCCUUUGAUCUGGUUUCUAUUAUUUAAAAUUAGUUUUAUUACCUAUGAUUGAGUUUUGUUACCUAAAAGUCAUUCUUUGAAUUUUUAUCAAUUUUUAGUUCAAUAAUGUUUGUUUACUUCAUAAAUUUUGUUUCUAAACCCCCUUGCUCCCAGAAAACAUUAAGUAUCACCUAAAAAUUCUUCCAGAUUAGUGCAAAACCACCGCAUCAACAACAACACCAUAGCUACCUCAAAAUCGGAGGAUCGGACGCGUUCGCCAGCGUAUGAAGGCGCCGCACCAGAACAAUUGGUUUGUAUAGAUUCGAAUCGGGUUGAAAUCGUCGUGGAGAAGCACCACCCCUUCUUCGAAAUGCCCGUCCAAACCCGCGCCCGCCGCUUGGUCAGCAGUCAGAGCCCGGUGCAGCAGAAAAAAGCAUUUGUAAGUUGAAUUUUUGUUAGUUUUGUUGAUGUUUAGGUAUAGAGGAUGAUGGAGAAGAUAUUAGUGUAGCUGUAUGGCAUUUUAUAGGCUUUUUGGCUUCGGGUUAUAGUUUUUUUUUGGCAGAUUAUUGACUGCACGGUGCAGUUUUUCAGUUCUUUGCCUCAUAAUGGAAUUUUUGCCAUUUUAAGCUAAAAAAUCAGGUUUUUUAAAAAUGAACUUUAAGAAAAAUGUUUAAAAAUCGAAUUUUUAAGCUUAAUUUCAAUUAAAAUUUUUUAAUUUUGAGGUGAUUUUUUUGAUGUUACAUCGCACUGUCCAAGCAAUUUUUUCAAAAUGCUAUUUUUUAUUGAACGCUGCGGAUUUUUUAAUAGAUUAUGACAUUUUAUAAUGCAGAGGGAGAUACUGAACGUUAAUAAUUGCUUUUUGAUGUUUAAAUUUUAAAGAUUUUCAAAAAAAAUUAAUUUUUUAAGUUUUGACUGCACUGUGCAAAUUUAUUCACUGCACAGUGCGAAAAAAUUUAAAAUUUGGAAUUUCAAACUCAAUUUUUCAGAAAAUCUGGCAGUAUCUUCGCUCAACGGUCGACAACGUUUGCGAUGCGUACAUUGAGAAAGACUGUCGUCUAGAUCAUCAACAACUUCAAGGUCUUCGAGAUCACAAAUAUGCUUCAGCCGGCUACAGUUUCAUGGACGACCUAUGCAUGCAACGGUUCUGGAACUGGGUAGUCGAGUAUUAUCCGAUGUGGCUGGCUCCAAAUUUGAUAACAUUGAUUGGAUUGAUUAUAAAUUUACUGACUGUGCUGGUUCUGUCACAUUAUUGUUAUACAGCCACUGAGGAGGUAAUGGUUUACUUUUUGGUUUUUGUGUGUUUAGGUAACAAAUUUGCGUGUUGAUUGAUUAUAUAGCAUUCACAAGAGUCUUCAGAAGCUUAUAACACUCAUUUGGGUGUUGUCUAGGGUAUUUGAAUUAUGAAAAUUGAGGAAAAAUGGAUAAAAAAGCAUCAAGAUGGGAUGGAAAAUAUAUUUUGUGAUUUUUAGACGAAACGUGAUAUUAUAGGGAAAUUUUUUGUGUUCUUUGUUAUUAUACUGGUUUAUAGAGGCUUUUGAAGCUAUAGAACUGAGGUUUUGUAUCUGUUUUGUUGCGAAUCAUUAAAAUAUUUAAUUUUCAGGCACCAAGAUGGGCCUACCUCCUCGCCGCCCUAGGCCUCUUCUGUUACCAAACCCUAGACGCGACCGACGGAAAACAAGCUCGUCGUACAGGAUCAUCAAGUCCAUUAGGAGAACUGUUUGAUCAUGGUUGUGAUUCAAUGACACAAGUUUUUGUCACACUAAACAUGUGUUUCGCUUUCCAACUGGGACUCAUGAAGAACAUGGUGUGGAUCGCGGUCAUGAUAUCAGUCUCAACGUUCUACGUGGCACAUUGGAGUACGUUCUGCACUGGGCAUCUUAAAUUCAACAGGUUCGACGUGACAGAAGCGCAGGAUGUUAUAAUUUCGGUCUUAUUGAGCACGACUUUGUUCGGCCCUUCAGUUUGGGACACCUCGGUUAGUUUUUGCCAUAUCUUUUGAGGGGGUGGGUGGAAAUGGAUGAAAAUUUGGGUGAAGGAGGGGAAAAGAAUGGGGUUUAAAAUGGUUGCUGUGGUUUUGGUAAUUUUUUUGGGAUGGGCGUGGAAAUUUGAAUUUUUUUGAAAAAUUUUGGGUGUUUUGGAAUUUUUUUUUCUUUUUUGAUUUAAAGAAAGCUAAUGAUAUUUCAGAAGCAACAAUUAAAGGAAUUAUGAAAAAGGAUGUGAUAAGAGUUUUUUGACAUAUGGUGUUAAUAAAAAAUGUCAUUUUUCAGAUUUUUGGCAUCAUCACCGUGAAGACCUUGAUGUUAUCAGGUGGAUGUCUAGGAAUGAUAAAUCAAGUCGUUGUAUACUUAAAAAGCAUUUUCUCGGAAGGAUCUGGCAAAAAUGGAUCUACUGUGGCGGUAAGAUAUUGAUUUUGAGAAAAAAAAAUUUUCUUUUGAAUUUUUGAAAAUUUUUGGUUUUAAUGGUUUUGGGGGAUUAUUUUUUAGGUAAAUUAUGGUUUAAAAUGACGUUUUGAAAUAAAUUAAAUUUUUUUUAUUAUAGUUUUUGAAAUUUUGAAUUUUUGCCAUUUCAGGACACAUCAGUGAUAUUCCCUUUGUUCCCACUACUCUCCGUCCUCCUACCCUUUUGCAUGAUCUACUCAAAGUCGACCAGUGGCAUAUACGAUGCCAACAUAACCCUCUUUGCCUUAUGCUUUGCUGCCGUAGGCGCAAAAGCCACGAAUCGACUAGUCGUAGCCCACAUGAGCCGCUCGCCCGUAGGCAUCUGGGACUGGAUCUACCUAAGCCCACUGCUCAUGAUCAUCAACCAGUACUACGACUUUUACUUUGACGAACUCAAAAUCCUCGUCAUCGCCACCAUAUACGCAUACUUGAGUCUACUAGUGUACUGUGUCUACAUUUGCCAUCAGUUCUGCAACUACCUUGAUAUAUACUGCUUCAAGAUUCGCCGCUCCGCUCAAAGUCCAACCACUAGCUCGUCGAUAACAAAAAGGUCGUCGGAAACUAAGAGGAAUCGAUAA